Molecule: messenger RNA, 1506 nt
Organism: Penicillium odoratum
Lineage: Eukaryota; Fungi; Ascomycota; Eurotiomycetes; Eurotiales; Aspergillaceae
Product: DNA helicase ZGRF1-like domain-containing protein
Exons: 1
Coding region: 1-1506 (501 amino acids)
Biological process (GO): double-strand break repair
Cellular component (GO): site of double-strand break; nucleus
Source: RefSeq, a predicted model, not a curated record
AUGUCCACCCCGUCAUCCUCCCGCGGCCCGGGUCCAGACCUGGGCUCCCAGAUCACCGCGACAGUGGUCAAGUUUCGGUGCAUGUUCACCCAUGACCUACGCCGCAAAUCAAAACGAUGGCAAGAUGGAUUCCUCCAAUAUCACAUGUUCAAUAAGCGAGGCAUGGUGUACGAUGAACAGGGAAACUACAUCGGCGAUUACCACUGGCGCUCAGCCGAGGAGGUGCAGGAAGGCGAUGAGUUUGAGCUUGAUAAAGGCGUGCUGGUUGAGGUGGGCGAGCGCAUGAGCACCAAACAGACAGAUCUGUCCAAUCUUUAUGAAAAGAGGAGAUCUAGCCAGACAUCACCCAAAUCCAGAGAUAAUCACCGCGGCUUAGACUCUCGACCGCCGCGUUCCUCCACCUCCACCUCCAUUUCCAAGCAUACGCCUACACACACAUCGCACACACCCACGUCCGUUCGGUCCUCGUUGAAUCCGUUUCGCUCCUUGAACGACUUGCUUGGGAUCAGGAAAACACCCAUUGGAUAUCGCGCGUCGCCAUAUGAGGAACGGCACGGGCUUCCGGCGACGGCGCCGACGCCAGAACGGGAACGGCCAACUAAGCGGGCAAGGACAUCAACGGGGACUACAACUGGUGUUGAACCUGACGUGGUGGAUUUGACAGAGCCUGAAAAUGGACUGCUUCAAUGUACGCCUGUCCGGGACACGCCACCCUUAAAGGAUGCCAUGCCGAUGCCACCACCGGGGAUAACAAAACCUGCAGCUGCAGCAAAGCCAAGACCUGAUCCUCCAGCACCAAUCCCCAUUCAAUCAGCUCCCGCAAGGCCGGCGCAUCAUACUCCUAUUACAGGUCGUGCUGAGGAUAAACAUACCGAGCGGCCUGCAGCGCGAAACCAACAUAAAGACACAACACCAGCUGUCCCAGAAGAUAUCCAUCACGAGAAACCCGCUGUUCACCGCAUAUCGAUGCAGAAACCCCGAAAUAAGUUCAUGUACAGCGCCAUUCAACAAUCGUCUUCAGUGCCAUCAACAUCCGCAGAGAACCUAAGACGCCAACCAAUUUCAAACUCCGCGUCCCAGUUAGUACGUCCCCAGCGACAGCAAAAGAUCAUCUUGCUGAUAGUAUCCAGUAAACAACCAACCCAACCCCAAACAAGCAAAGUAGAGUCAAUCAACACAGAGUUCCUGCCUUCGGAUGCCACCCAAUUUGCCCUCGAAGAUAUUUCUGCCCCAGGAUUUGAAAACGGACCGAGCCGAAAUCAAAGGCCGACCAAGGAACCGCGAAAUUUACCAGCGAAACGGUCUUUCGAUGCACCUCUUCGAAAGUCGCUUUCUGACCCAAGCGCUUUGACUAACAAGCCUAGUCUUCAGACAAGACCAACUUCUAUGCGGAAUGCCAUGAGUGUGGCUCCGGAGGAGCCUGAAGUCCGCGAAGAAGGUCCCUGGACUGCGGAGGCAAUGGAUCUAUUUGACUACUGGCCUCCUGGGCGACCGAAGCCAGUCUGA